This is a messenger RNA of Neocloeon triangulifer, 8079 nucleotides long. It is a transcript of the gene pcx, whose product is annotated as pecanex-like protein 1. Gene Ontology annotation, cellular component: endoplasmic reticulum; membrane. The transcript is spliced from 21 exons. Gene Ontology annotation, biological process: endoplasmic reticulum organization. The coding region runs from base 139 to 6846 and encodes 2235 amino acids. Lineage: Eukaryota; Metazoa; Arthropoda; Insecta; Ephemeroptera; Baetidae. The record is from RefSeq and is a predicted model, not a curated record.
CACGUGGCUGCAAAAUACCAAAAUGGCCAAAAGAAAAAUACAUUGAUUCAGAGGGUAAACAUGUUUCGUCUGCGAGAAGGAAAAUGAGAUCGGUCUGCUGGAUUCCAGUUUUCGUGAAGAUGAAAAAGCAGACGAACGAUGGGAUCACAAACGCUUGAGAUUUUGCGUCAGGGAGUGUGGGCUUCGCUGACAGGCGGCUGGUUCUACGAUCCACAUCAGAACAAUUUUUGUAACACUUUCCACCUUUACGUCUGGCUGCUGUUGCUAUGUCUUCCUUUCACGUUGUACUUGUGUGCCCCUGUCGGGAUCUACGCGUGGGUGCUGUACUGCGUGUCGGUCGGAGGCCUCUUCAGUGCUCUCAAAGCGGCCAACUACGGUCUGCACCACAUGUUCGACACGUCCGAGUGCAUCCAGGCAGUGUCCAAGAGCGACGCCAGAAGUGAACUAAACAAGUCGAGGUCCAAGGGAGACAAUGGCAAAGAUCAAAAAGAGUCUGAGGGCAUUGAACUCACGGUCAUUGAGCCGAAGCAGAGGAACGGGACACCGCCGCCGGCCAGCAGCUCGAGAAACUCCAUUGGUGAGCCUGCCCAGAUUCCCACGGACGCUGACAGUAUAGAAAGUGGUGCGGCUGUGAUCAGCGAUGACAUCAAACAUGGCAGCACCAUUGGAUCUGCAGAUCUCAAGGUGGAUGUGCAUCGAAAGAACAGUUCGGAAAGUAGUGAGGAUUUGUCUCAGAGACCGAAACUGAAGAACGUGGCCGUCCAGUCGGAACAACCCUCCCAAGCAGAGGCUGAGAAUUUGUGUCAGAAAAUAAGUGAAAAUGCAAAACGAACAAGAAGAGAGCCGUACGUGGCGGUGCCAAUUUUUGAAGAAGGCCGUCCAUCAACUUGUGGCGUCGGUGGUAGUGAGAGUGUCCUCGUCGAGGAGGAGGAAACAAAGAUGCAGAAUGAGGAGGAGGCUGUGAAUGAGCAAACAGGGCAGCAUGGGAGACGAUACUCUAAUGUUUCUAGCAGAACAUACAACCUAUUCUGCAUUCCCUCUGCUUCCACUGCUUCUAUGCCUGUCACCAUGAAAGGAACAGGCUCUCUGGAGCUGCCUGAUGGUGGUGGUGAUGCAAAGAUGCCUCCUGACAAAGGGCUACUCUAUUGGAAGCAGCAAAACACUCGUCACAGCUCUCUAGACCCUCCCUCGCCAACAAGCACAAUAGACUCAAGAACUGGCCACUCGCAAAGUGGUGAAAGACAGUCCGAGUUGAGUCGUGGGUUAGAGCAGUCGUCAAAUCAGACGCCGUCCACUUCCUCCUUGAGAGUUCGCAGUGCCUUCACUUUGCCUGAAUUAAUGGAGAGGGAUACACACGGUAGCGGAAGCUACUCGAUGCUUCGCUUCCCAAUCAUCUCUGGGCCCCUUGACAAAAUAAACGCACAACCUAGAAAAUCACUGCCAGAGCACUUUCCUAAACUCACUGAGGACCACAAGCCGUCUAGAGAGUCGCUGCACAAGUUGAGAGAGAGGAAAGUGGCCAUCAAGAGCCAACUCAGGAGGUCUCAGUCCCCUGCAACUAGUGAUGGUGAUGUUUCGAGUAGUCCUAGCGUCGGCAGUGAUGAUGACGAUAAUUCAGGGUUGCCCAAAAACUCUUUAUCUGUGUGGAUAGCUGAAGAGAGUCCCAGCCAGAAAAGAGAUCCGGCAUUAGAAGAGCGUCCUAGUCCCCAGAGCAUGUUGAACUUGAACUGGUUGUUUGAAGACGUCCCCCCAAAACCCGAAAACCCCCAAUCCAAAGAGGGCAGCGACUCUGGCAGUUCGUCCACAACCACAUUGAGUGUGAGUCAGCAGGAGGCUGCCAGGUUGCUACCUGAGUCGUACCCAAGUUCGCCCAGAACGCCCAAAAGUCAGGGCGCUAUCCCCAAAAGACAUUCAAAUGCCCCGCAUAGGUAUUACCACCACCAUCACAACAGGAGCAAUGCUUUGUCUAAUAUUUCCGGAGAAAUAGACAUCAUGUGUCCCGGCCCCAGCAAAAUCCUCACUUUUGUUCCUCGGAUAGCAGAAGAGCCAUCUAGGAGCUCCCCUCCUCUUGAUCCCACUACGGAAGGGUUGGAACUGCUGUGUCCUACUGGUCAUCCUCCUCGAGGCCUCCAAAGUGGCCACACUAGGAGAAGAACGCACGGAAAUCACGCCUGCAGCAGAUCUGGGGUCACUUACGGAAAUACAGAAUUCACCUACCAUAGAGGGAGCUCACCUGGUUGCCUACCUUUGAAUGCCUGCCUAAAUUCCUACGCAGACUUGAGUCCAGACGAAGGUCUGCCCAGUCGAAGGAGACAUAGGAGGAUGAAACGCACUUCCAGAGCCCACAGACAACUGCACGGCCUUCAGGGUGGCAUGGCCAUCAGGACAGGAACAUCACAGUCUCACCAGAGACACUCGAGGCCUAGUGAACCAAUUCCAUCCACUUCCACAGCUCGUCCCCAAAUCGCUCUUUCUGCUUUCGGUUCUGUGAUAAUUCCCCCAGGCACUUACUUGGCAUCUUCGUUCGAAGACACAGCAGAAGGAGCCACUCACUGGUUUCAGGAUGAGCUGGGAAACUUGUGCACCUACACCUUUGACGAGAAGGGCAAUGGCACAGCCACCCAGAAACUCUUCAGAGGCAUUUUAAAAAGUGGAGAUCCCCCUUUGAUGCGGACUGAGAGCAUAGGUCAGUCGAGCAGCUACCUUCGAACAUUAGUGGAAGGCUUAGGCGCGGCAGGAAACUCUCCAAAUCUUGACCUGCUGACUCUGGGUUCCACACCAGGUCGCUACAGUCACAGAAACUCAACAAACAGCGUCUCCCUUGGCACUGGACCUCAAAGUUCUCAGGGUGAUUUAGACACAGACAGAAUCAUCCGACCGAAACUCACCUUGCCAGACAUCCAACCUGAGAAAACAAAGCAUUACUACAACUUCAAAAUCUUGCCCUGGAAGGAGAUCAAAGUCACCUUUGAUAGACUUGCCCUUCUAGCCCUCCUCGACCGAAACUUAACAAUUUGGGAAAGUGCCCUGUCGGUUUUUCUAGCCGUCAUGGUUGGUGUUCUCGGCGCUCUCCUGAUGAGCAAAGGCUUCCUUGAAGACGCCCUGGUUUUCAUCUUCUGCUUUGUGGUCGCAAGUUGUCAGUAUUCGCUGCUGAAAAGUGUCCAGCCCGAUGCUGCGUCGCCCACUCACGGCCACAAUCGCGUCGUCGCCUUCAGCCGUCCCGUCUACUUCUGUCUAGUGGCCACCCUGAUUCUCAUCUUUGACGCCUCCCUGCCGUACCUAGACCCUGACUACACAGAUUUCUACGGUGUGCACUUUUCUCCGAACAAUGUUGUGCACUACCUAAGAGACGGCCUAAUGUGGUUCCUUCUCUGCUUCCCCAUCAUUUUCAGUUUUGGUCUCCUUCCUCAAAUCAACACCUUUGCCAUGUACCUUCUCGAGCAGGUCGACAUGCACAUUUUCGGCGGCAACGCAACCUCCAGUCUGACGGCCGCUUUUUACUGCGUCAUCAGAAGCAUGUUGGCUGUUGCAUUUUUGUACAGUUUUGCGUACGGAGGCCUCACUCAGCCGAAGAAGUCGCAACACUUUCUGUUUUCCAUCUUUUGCGGCCUGUUGGUGUCAGUUUCCUACCACCUGAGUCGCUGUGCAAGCGACCCGACCUUCAUCUGGCACCUCAUCAGGAACAACUUGUGGCCUGAGGAAGACUGCGCGAGACCAAAGACUGAAAGGACAGUAUCUGCGAGUGAGCAAAACCCAGAGCGUUCCGAGGAACCUGUAGACCCACUUCCAGCAAAACUGAAGAGAACUGUCAUCUCAAGGCUGAGGUCCGACUUGAUUGUUUGCCCAAUUACGGCAGUGUUUGUUUUCGGCAUCCACUGCAGCACGGUUUUUACGGCCCUCAAGCCCGAGAUGAACUACAUCAUGUGGGCCUUGGUGUCUGUGAUUGGUUUCCUGCUUCACUACAUCAUGCCGCAGCUGAGGAAACAGCUCCCAUGGCUCUGCUUUUCAAACCCAAUCUUCAAGACGCAUGAAUACAACCAGUUUGAGGUGAGGGAGGCUGCCAAAGUGAUGUGGUUUGAGAAACUCUACGUAGUGCUGUGCUUCCUGGAGAAGAACUUUCUCUACCCUGUUCUUUUCCUCGGUGCAAUUACCGAGAGCGCCCCUCUUCUUCUGACAAAGUUUGGUCCUUAUGUCAGUCCCCUGGUUGUAUCAGUUUGCGGACUGAAAUGUCUGCGCAGCUCCUUCUCCAACACCCCGCAGCAGUACCUCGUGCUGGUCUUUACAAUCCUCUUCUUUAAAAUCGACUACUACAGCAUCUCGGAGACCUUCCUCGUCGACUACUGCGUCAUGAGCAUUCUCUUCCAGAAAAUGUACGAGUGCAUGCUCAAGGUCAAGUUUGUCAUCACCUACAUUGCGCCGUGGCAAAUCACAUGGGGCUCGCCCUUCCACGCCUUUGCCCAGCCCUUCAGCGUGCCACACUCGGCCAUGCUCUUCCUCCAGGCGUUCAUCUCGGCCGCCCUCUCGGCGCCUCUCAACCCCUUCCUCGGAAGCGCCAUUUUCCUCGCUUCCUACGUCAGGCCCAUCAAGUUCUGGGAAAGGGACUACAACACAAGAAGGGUGGACCAUUCAAACACCAGACUUUCCUCCCACUUGGAAAGAAAUCUCGGAGCCGACGAUAAUAAUUUGAACUCCAUUUUCUACGAACACCUCACUCGCUCUCUCCAGCAUUCCCUGUACGGAGAUUUGCAACUAGGCCGCUGGGGUCCUGUGUCCCAAGGUGACUGCUUUGUCUUGGCUUCCGACUACCUGAACUGUCUCGUUCACAUUGUUGAAAUGGGCAAUGGACUUGCCACUUUCCAAAUGCGAGGCCUGGAGUUCCGCGGCACCUAUUGCCAGCAAAGAGAAGUGGAGGCAAUUUCCGAAGGAGUUGAAGAAGAUGAUGGUUGCUGCUGUUGUGAGCCAGGACACUUUCCGAACAUGCUCAGCAUCAAUGCUGCAUUUAGCCAAAGGUGGUUGGCGUGGGAAGUGACUGCCACAAAAUACGUCUUGGAAGGUUACAGCAUUUCUGACAACAGUGUUGUGUCCAUGCUCCAAGUUUUUGACUUCAGAAAAGUUUUGAUCAGCUAUUAUGUUAAGAGUAUUAUUUAUUAUGCUAUGAAGUCAACAAGACUGGAGGAAUGGUUGCAGUCUCCUUCUAUCUUAGAUACCCUGAAGGACAUGUCAAACAGGCAUUUUGUAGACUUGGAUCCUGUUUUUAAUAUGAACAUUGAUGAUGACUACGACUAUGUGGCGUCAGGAAUCACAAGAAAUAGUUUUUGCAACGUUUAUUUGAAGUGGAUCCAAUAUUGUGGAAGAAAGAGAGAAAAGAUUAUUGAUACUCACAGAGACUCAGCAGUUGUAUCACUUUGCUUUGCUCUGAGUUUGAUUGGCCGCAGAACUUUAGGUUCCGCAUCGCACAAUUCCGUCUCCAGUGUGGAGUUUUUCCUUUAUGGGCUGCACGCAUUGUUUAAAGGAGAUUUUAGAAUAACGUCUCCAAGGGACGAAUGGAUUUUCACAGACAUGGAUUUGCUGAAGAAAGUGAUUGCUCCGGGAGUCAGAAUGUCGCUCAAAUUACAUCAAGAUCAUUUCAUGUCACCUGAUGAAUACGAGCAUGAUGAGAUGCUGCACAUUGCGAUUGCCAACCAUGAAAAGAAACUGGUCAUCUCGCACGAAGGAGAUCCUGUUUGGAGAAACGCGGUCCUCUCUGGCACACCAUCACUUCUUGCCCUCAGACAUGCAAUGGACGAUGGGGCGGACGAAUACAAAAUCAUUAUGCUCAACAAACGCUACCUCAGCUUCCGCGUAAUCAAAAUCAACCGAGAGUGUGUUCGAGGACUUUGGGCUGGUCAGCAGCAAGAGUUGGUUUACCUGAGAAAUAGAAAUCCCGAAAGAGGCAGCAUUCAAAAUGCAAAGCAGGUUUUGCGCAACAUUAUCAACUCUUCGUGUGAUCAGCCCAUCGGCUACCCAAUCUACGUUUCACCCCUGACUACCUCUUAUGCGGAAACAAACGAGCAGUUGGCCACCAUAGUUGGAGGGCCCAUCAGCAUGGGCGCCAUUCGUAGGGCGGUGAUGAGGGCGUGGCGCCGUUUGAGGACAAGAUGUGGCGAGGGCUGUUCAAGUGGAGGGAUCGGGCCACAGGACGACGGCGGCUUCGGCCACGAGGGCAUCUACACCAUGCCCAACUAUGGCAUCCACGGCUGCGGGCAGCCAGCGUCUGGAAUCUCAGAGACAAAUUUCGGAGGGACGCCUGUGAUGGGCAGUGUCAUUUCUGGAAGCAGACUGGGAGGAAGUCUGGGACGGACUUCCUUGGGAGCAAAUCGCUCCAGCCUAGGGUCGACCAUCAGCAGCAAUGCAGGAAAACCGUCAAGCGCCACUUUGGCCAGUUUAGCUGGGUUGAUAUCAGACACGAGUUCUCUGAAGGAGAGAGAAAAGGAUUACGAAGCUGCCCUUCCAAAUCCUGCCACAUCAACUCCCACUGCCAGUAAAGAUUCUGAUAAGCAAGAGCCAGUACUACAAAGAGUUAGGAUUCUCGAUCCCAAUGUGGUGUACGACACAAUCAACAUGGGUCGGAGGAUUGAUGUUGUUUGGCCAGACGAGCGAAUGCGAUAUCGCGGCGGCCGUUCUUUCUGGCGAGACUGGCUUCCUGAAAAGGGCAUGGAGGGCCAGGUGGUGCACCGGUGGGUGCCGAAUCAUCGCGACAUCAGCCAACGCUCUCACGUCGACAGGACCAUUGUGCUCAUGCAGAUCGACGACAAGUUCAUCCCAAUCGCAGAGUCUGGGGUGCAGGACUUGGGGGCGGAAGUGUGACCUUGGUCUGUUUUUUAAACGUCGGCACAAGAAGGAUUAUUUUAUGUACUCUCGAUUUAUUCGGAUCUGUUGAGGAAAUGUCCACAAUGUUGCCUUAAAAGAUUAUUAUAUGUGAACUGAGGUGCAGACUGACUGGUGUAGAAAAAAAUUGCAAUGAUUCGAAAGGCACACAGACAAAAGCUAACGUUGAAUUUUUCUAAUGGGCUGUGUUUACAUGAAUUGAUGAAAAUUUAAGCCGUCUCGGCAAUUUAUUAUAUGCUAUGAUUAUUGUCACGAGAAAUGUGUAAUUAAUAAUUAGUAGCCUCCGUUUGAGAUGUAAAUGGAGAUGCCUGCCUAAUUUGAUGAAUUGCUCACAGAACAGGGUUAAGGUUUUAACGAUUAUUAUUAUGCACACCUUCGAUUGUGGAACUAUUCAUUUUUCUAGAUCUCACUGCGGAAUAAUGAACUUUUUCUUUGUGGAAAAAAUUUGUAGAUUGUUGCAUUUAAAUUUUGUAACAAUUGCCCCUUGUAAAUUGUCGAGAUUAGUCGAUCCCCUUUUGAUUUGUAUCUCCCAUAGUGAUUUGCAUUUUGAACCUACUUUUUGUAAUAAUUACUUUAUCAAAUUUCAACAUCGUUGUUACUUUCGAAAUCCAUCUUUUAACAGUAGCAAUGAUAGUUGUAUAAAAAGUUACUACUACUUUCACUGAUUUUAAACUUGGUAGAAAAUACUUUUUUAAGAUUUUGGACAAUGUUGGUUUAUUUUUGCAGUAGUUAGAUAAUUUUUUAUUGUUUUGUAUUGAUUCAUCGAGAAAGAUGUUGUUCCUCUUCUCUUUUAGUCGCAGCGUUCAGAGUCAAUUUUUACGUUUAUAGUCUUGGUGAUUAGUUGAAGACCUCUAAAGCAGUUGUUUUUCAUGUACACAAACAAACACACACGCAAUGAGUGAGAUUAAAACUUAAACUGAUUUCGACGAUGAUUGUGUUGAGCAAGAAAAAUGUUGCCAGCCAAGUUUGAUCGCAGUUUUCCUCCGUCAAGGGAAACUUGCAUGUAAAUAAAUCAAUAUACUAUAAAAAUAAAAUAUUUAAGCAAAUAGAAAUCAUACAAUGCUAUUUUCUGUAUCAACAAAAAUCUAAACGUUUUAAACUGUGUCUCCUUGAUUCAAAUUUUAAAAAGAAGAUGAAGAAGUAUAAAUAAAUUUCAACAUACUUGUUAUAGUGACACAUAAAUAAAAUGCAAUUUGUUAUCUGGAAAAUUAA